UUAAAAAUAAUUAUUCAAAUUCAGGCAAUGUCUUUUGAUAAUGAAAAUUUGGCAACGCCUAUUAUAAAAUGGCUUGGAUUACAUUGUGCUGACUGGCAAAAAUAUAACAUUUCUAAAAACACCUUACUUCCACUUACUUCUGCGGAUAGAAAAAAGCUUAUCAAUUACUUCAACGUGAAUAUUUUCAAUAUGAAUGGAGGUACUCAAGUAUUAUUUUCUACCAUGAAAAAAAAAUAUUUGUCAAUCAAUUUAAAUAAUAUCGAUUAUAGGGACAAAAUCUGUCGAAUGUUAUAUAUGGCAAAGAAGGCUGAAAUGCAAAGUUUGUGCGAGAAUGGUGAUAUAAUAAAUUAUUUAAUAAUGAAAUUUGAAAAUCUUGAUUCUUGGUUGUAA
Messenger RNA from Scutellospora calospora, 390 nucleotides. Lineage: Eukaryota; Fungi; Glomeromycota; Glomeromycetes; Diversisporales; Gigasporaceae. The record is from the annotation of a GenBank genome assembly.